This is a messenger RNA of Styela clava, 3315 nucleotides long. NCBI's taxonomy places the organism in Eukaryota, Metazoa, Chordata, Ascidiacea, Stolidobranchia, Styelidae. The record is from RefSeq and is a predicted model, not a curated record.
GAUGGGUUGCCGCAAAUGGCAUCUAAACAGAAUACACGUUUUCGCAGUAGCGAUCAACUAAUUUUAACAAAAUGCCCGGGAUGCGGAGUAUGUUUAGAAUUUGAAGCUUGUAUGAAUAGUUGCGUAGGCAGAUUUCGGAAUCCUUGUGAAAGUAGCUUCUGUGUGCCUCGCAACAUCAAGUCAAAUUGCUGCCACUGUCACAGAAUAAAAGCUCGUGAGCUUCAAUCGGAAUCAUUUGGAAAUAACAACGAGUUUACAAACAAUCCGCAUGAUGAGGUGAAAUACACAAUAAGUUUCGGGUUUACUGUGAAGCGCAAGUUUAAAACCAAGAAACAAACCACGCUUGGCGCACGUAGCGUUUCAACAGGGAAUAUAAAGCGUCAUUCUGAACAAAGCCGUAAAUGCAAGACAAGAUUGCCUAAAGCUUUUGGUGAUCAGUCGGAGAGGAAUGAUAUUAAACCACGGUUGCGGCACACCAAUGAAACCAGAGGAAUAUUGAAACCUAGACCUGUGUCAGACAGCCUAUUUUACCAGGAUAAAGUCAUAUUCAAACAAUUCGAGUUCGACGACGAUUUCCACCCGAUUGAUAGAAAAGAAAAGGACAUUGAAAUGAAGACUGGAUUAAGUAAAAAACCUGUGAGGAUUCAUUUGCUAAACAACGAUUCUGUUGUGUUAGUAUUUGAGACCAAGUCAACAGUUCGACAAUUAUUUGAACAAGUUUGCACUCUGUUAUCAAUAAAAGAAAAACACUUUUUUGGUCUCUCUACAGUAGUAGACAAUGAAAAAUGGUUUAUGGAUUUGAAGUACAAAAUUUCAAAGUAUGCUCCGAAAGAAUGGGGUAAAGAAAUAAAGAGAAGAGCAAGCGAUCUUGCAGUCAGCUCAGCUGCGGUUCUAACUGUUCAAUUUCAAGUUCAAUUUUAUGUGGAGCACCCUAAAUUGAUCAGUGACCCAAUAUCGAGACAUCUCUACUACCUCCAGCUAAAGAAAAAUGUAGCAAGAUCAAAAGUUUUAACCCAAGAUGAAAUUUUAUUUACUAUUGCAUCCCAUGCAUUGCAGACAGACUUGGGAGAUCAUAAUACAGUUCAUCACAAAGGCCAUUAUUUCAGACCAGAAGAUUAUUUCCCUUCUUGGUUUAUUGAAAAGUGGGGUCGUGAUUAUCUUCUUUCCCAUCUCCCAACAUUACAUGCAGAACACAAAGGUCGAAGUUCAUUCGAAUCUCAAGCAUUGUAUAUUCAACAAGCAUCAGGAAUUGAUGACGUCCCUGUACAUUAUUACAAACUAUAUAAGAAUAAAAAAGAAACGAAGCCAAGUGUUUUGCUGGGUAUUUUUCAUCAAGGUAUAAGAAUUCAUUAUGGAAAUCCAGAGAAAAUGCAACAAACUCCAUGGAAACUUGAAUUUGAAUUCAUGUGGAACAAAGUUGGACGACUGUUUUUCACGGGUAAACGAUUUGAAAUCUAUCCCGAAGAUCUUCCUGCUUGCAGAAAAUUGACAUAUUAUACUGGAAGUCACUCACGAUCAAAAUAUCUCCUCCAUUUUUUGAGGGAAACUCACUCACUUUAUAUGAGUCUUUCGCCAUACGCUCAACAAAUGAGAAAAGUGGAUGGCAAAAAAACUGCAAGAAGAUACAGAGAAUCCUAUAUCGCUGGUAAAAACCUCGAAAGCGCCGACACGACAAGUAACGAACAUCAUUCUACAGAUAACGAGGAUGAAAUUAAAUCGAAACAACAAGGAAGAGAAAAAUCCUACUAUCGAUCGAUGACCAGUCAUGGCAGUUCACAUACAUCAGGAAUUGAAAGUGAUUCCAAACAAAGAACAGAAGAGGAAGAUGAUGAAGAUAAUUAUGCUGAUGACUUUGAUCCUAUUGCACAUGAUCAUGCUAGAGAAGAAAUCAUUGAUAUCACUGAAGAUCAUUUAACUGCUCCACCUUCAAAAAGUUUGAGCGUCAAUAACUUGGCGGAUCCGAACUUGACUGAAAUGAAAAUAAAGCCUCUACAUAACAGUGUGUUAGAUGUCAAAAGAACGGGAAAACCAUCCAGAGACAAUACUUUGACCGGUGAUGAUUUUUGCAUUGUUUCCGAUGUCUCUCUUAUUUGUGAAAACAAUAAUCCAGACUUAAAAACACCUAAACAUCUGUCAGUGAGUUCAGAGAAUCGAGAUGAUACCCUGAAGAACGGAGUUCAAUUGGAUGUUCUCAUCAAUGCAGUACAAAACAACAAAAUAUCAGAUAAACCUAAUGCUGCACGCAGUCACUCAUCCAAACAUGCAGAUAUUACAGAUCACGGCGGUAGGAAACACCGGAAAAAAGUACGGAGUUUCAUCGACACAUCAACACAAACUGCCACGCCGCAAAAAACAGCCGAUGCAAAACUUUAUUAUGAUGAUUUUCAUACUAUACCCAGAAAACCAAGAGUACGAAGUCAUACGGAAGAUCCCAAGUCAUCUGCCUAUUAUAUUAAAGCACAGGAUCCGUAUACGAGCCGACACCAACAUCAUCAGCCAAGGGUGGAAUAUCAUACACACCAUGAGAAAAAAAGUGGAAGAAGACCAUCUUCUGAACAGCCUAUUUCAAAAAGUAAUUCAGAAUCAAUACCGAAUUGGAAAUCUACAGCGCAUACAAUACACCGCACCCAAAGUUCUGAUAAUGCGGGCCCAGCGUCGUUUAUCACUGGCGGAAAAGUUAAACAGCGUCAAGGGAAAGCUAAAAUUCAAAAGCGAAAUUCUGCGUUCGUCCCAGUAUCAAGAUCGACAAGAGAAAGUAACCCUAUCGGAAUGGAAAAGGGAUACUACACUGUAGCUCGUGGCUACGAUAAGUACAUCUACUAUGAUGAUGUAAAUUCUUCUGCUCACAAUGGUAACGUUACCACUGCCAGUUCAUAUGAUCCCAAGAAUCGUCAUCAUCAUAAAGGAGAGGUACAUCCACAUCAUCAUGCUCACUACCACACUGAGAAACCAAGGCGUACAAAUAAUACCAGAUUCUCAGAUGGCCAUACAUAUUCCUUAGCUGAUCAAGGAAGACUCUCUUCAUUUGAAGAUGACGAAUUCUCACAAAAAAUGAGUGAAGCUUGCAUGCGUACAUUAUCAGCUCAGCGAAGAAAGCUUUCCGACUCACGUUUCACGCACAGAAUGGAUAGUGGACGUGGUAGUCUUCGUACUGAUGACUCCAGCAGUGGUUUGGAUGUCCCAAAUCUAGAGGAAAUCAUGAAUACUUUGGCUCUCCUCACACACCUGCCAACAAACAGCAACCUCUUCAAUAUGACUUGUUACGGACUCCUUUUGUUGAAAGCUAUAAUGAAGUCAUAGUUUAAUUUGAGAUUU